UUGCGGUGGACGGAGAGCGGGGACCGUUUCGGCGCGUGCUGUUGCGAGCACGCACGGACUGGGUUUUUCUUUUAUUUUCCUUCCGCGGUUACCGUCGUCGUCGCUAGCACAGUUCACGGCGGUUCACGAACACGACAUUACGCGUCUCGUUCCGGACUGGAACUGACGACCAGAAGACCAUUAAGAACGUAACGCGCGCAAACGGUAUAACCGCGAACAGCACACGUUAUGUCGUCGUCGUCACCUAACCGGUCACCGCGGCAGUCCCUCUGCGCGUCCCUGAUGCUGGCCGUCGCGGUCUGCGUGUGCGUGUGCGGCCGCGUGGUCGCGGCGCAGAGGGCCGGCAGCGGCAUCGGUUACCGCGAAGCGCCGGCCGUGAACAUCCGCCGGCAGGGCACCGUGGCCGGCGUCGAGGUGCCGCUCAACAAGAUCGGGCACCGGGCCUGGACGUACCUGGGCAUACCAUACGCGCGGCCGCCCGUCGGCGACCUGCGGUUCGCGCCGCCCAAAGUCGACCCGCCGCCCUCGUGGAACAACGUCCGCAACGGGUCCGUGCACAUGCCCGGCUGCAUAUCCGACCCGCCCGCUCGGCCGCACCCCGUCAACCGACUGUUCACGUCCAUGUCCGGGUCGUCCGUCGAUCGGAUCAGGAUGUCUGAGGACUGUUUGUACCUGAACGUGUACCGGCCCGAAGGUGCGGUGCCCGACGAAAAGUUUCCAGUUAUGGUAUGGUUUCACCCUGGCGAUUUUCACUGGGGUACGCCGAUGUAUUGGGACGCUUCAGUUUUGGCUGCUAGACACAAAGUGAUCGUGGUGACCACGGCGUACCGGUUGAACAUAUUGGGCUUCUACACGGACAACACAGCGGGUGCGUCAGGCAACUGGGGACUGAUGGACCAGGCGGCCGCACUGGACUGGGUUCAGCGGAAUAUUGACAGCUUCGGCGGGUCGGCGCAGAGCGUGACGGUGUUCGGGCAGGGUGCGGGCGCGGUGAGCGUGGGCCUGCACGUGGUGUCGCCCGGUUCCCGGGACAAGUUCCACCGGGCGAUCAGCAUGAGCGGCAACGCACUGCUCCGGACGGCCGUGGCGUCCGAGGGCCCGUCCGAUGUGCUGGAUGCGCUCGCCGACAAGUUCAACUGCUUCCGAAACACGUUGACCGGAUGCCUGCGCAACGUGGAAGCUGAGACUCUGGUCAAGGGGGGCGGAUCGCUGACUCGCUGGGGCCCGGUAAUCGACGGUCCGGCGUUGGUCAACGACAGCAAUGGCCGCGAGCCGUUCCUGCCCGACGCGCCGGCCGCGCUCAUGGACAACGGCCGGUUCGCGCAGGUCGCGCAUAUGAUCGGCUACAACCGCAUGGAGGACGCGUUCGACGCUUUCGACCGGACGGAUGGUGGCGGCGGUGGUGAUGAUGGCGGUGACGGUAUCACCAGGGAAAAGUUCGAGACGUUGGUGCGGGACAUGUUGCUGGACGAAGAGGCCGAAGACCGGAAACUGAGGCAGCAGCAGCAACAGCAGCAGCAGCAGCAACAGCCGGCGGCAGCCGCGAGCGAGGAAGCGGCCGGUUCGUCUGACGGCGGUGAUGGUGCGAGCGGUGAUGCGGAUGGUAACGACGGUGGCAACUGUACGAUGAACGUGGACUUCGUGACGGACACGAUCGUGUUGCGGUACGUAAAGCCGACGGACGACGCGGAAACGCUGCGUCGCAACUUCGUGACAAUGUUGGCCAACAAGGUAUACGGGGCCACGAGCUAUCGGGUGGCCGCGUACGUGUCGAAGUACAAUGUGACGUACGUGUAUCGGUACGAGUAUAAGGUACGCGCGGUCAAGGCGCUGCCGGCCGCGGCCGAGUGGAUGGACGCGCCGCACGGCGCCGAGCUUCCCAUGGUGUGGGGCAUGCCGUACUGGCCCGCGGCCGCGGCCAUUGACUGGACGACUGCGGACCGGCGCAUGUCGGACACCAUGAUGGCACUGUGGACGAACUUUGCCAAGCACUCGGACCCGGCGCACCGCACGUCCUCGCCUAUCAACUUCAGAUGGGACGAGUUCCAGCCGCGCAUGCCUCGGUUCAUGGCACUGGACAAGGUGCCUAACAUGUCACUGCCCGACCAGGAGUCCGAUUUCUGGAACCAGUAUUAUCCCAAAGUGCUGGCCAUAUCACAGCAGUGCUGUCCCAACUUCACCGUAGAUUCGGCCGCCAUGCCCGCUAUCCCUCGUCCCUCCACGUCCGUCGCGUUCCUAUUGCUGCCGUUUGUCGCAACACUUUCAUCGUCACUCUUGUAAGCGAUCGUUCCACGUACCGGUGUGCUGUUCAUCUCGACAUCCACUACGGUUGUACCUCUGUACGCAGUUGUAAAUCACAUAAAACUACCCUACGAAGUGUUAUUAUGGUCUUAGUCGCGUUUCAGUCCUCGCGGGUUAUCACGACGUUUGCGCGGAUACAUCCGUUGUGGUAUUAUUCAAAAUUAUAUCGAUAUUAGAAGUUGGUUUCCGUUAUAGAUAUUAGUUAAUACGGUUUCAUUUCUUAGUCGAAAUCGAGCAAAUCGAGUUUCAACACUUUUGGAUAAAGUUAACUUUCGAUCACGUCGUAGACUUUUGCGGAUAAUAUAGCUCGACUUUAUUAUUACUGGUACACAGGAAUCGCAAACGGGUUUACGUUUGGAAUUUGAGAGUUAGUAUCCAUUAAAUUAUUAUCAACCCCAUUAGGUAGUUCGACUUACGUAAGAUUUAUCUCUACUCUUCUUCGUGAAGUUGAUGUACAAUUAUUAUUAUAAUUUAUGUAAAAUUGUACACCGAAAUUCUAAAUUAUUACUGAUAGUAUGUUAAGUUUA
Sipha flava (yellow sugarcane aphid) is the source of this 2828-nucleotide messenger RNA. Its product is annotated as liver carboxylesterase. The coding region runs from base 229 to 2280 and encodes 683 amino acids. The record is from RefSeq and is a predicted model, not a curated record. The transcript has 3 exons. Gene Ontology annotation, biological process: synaptic vesicle endocytosis; postsynaptic membrane assembly; chemical synaptic transmission. NCBI's taxonomy places the organism in Eukaryota, Metazoa, Arthropoda, Insecta, Hemiptera, Aphididae. Gene Ontology annotation, cellular component: postsynaptic membrane; synapse; cell surface. Gene Ontology annotation, molecular function: neurexin family protein binding; signaling receptor activity.